AAUUAUUUAAAAAAAGUUUAGAGGGAGAGAGAGGGAGAGUUGUUAAAAAAAGUUUAGAGAGAGAGGGGAUUGACUUUAAAUAUACAGUGUUGAGAGAGAAAGAGGUAGAGAAAUGGGGAACGGGAAUGAGGAUAUGCUCCCUCUCUAUGAGACUGUGAAAACAAGAGGAAGAUUUGUGUAUAGGAUCUUUGCUGUAACCUUUUUUGGUGCUGUUUUGUUGAUUUUGUAUCACAGGUUGACUCAUGUGCCACAAGGUGCUAAGUGGCUAUGGAUUGGCAUAUUUUUGUCUGAAACUUGGUUUGCUUUCUAUUGGGUUGUGAACCAGACACUCAGGUGGAGCCCCGUUCAUCGUCACACCUUUAAGGAAAGGCUUUACAAGAGAUAUGAAAAGGAGUUACCAGGUGUGGACAUAUUUGUGUGCACUGCGGACCCAUACAAAGAGCCACCAAUGCUUGUUAUGGGCACUGUUUUAUCACUCAUGGCCUACGAUUACUCACCUCACAAACUCAGUGUGUAUCUCUCUGAUGAUGGGGCCUCAGACCUCACGUUCUAUGCAUUAUUGGAGGCUUCCAAAUUUGCAAAACAUUGGGUACCCUUCUGCAAGAAGUUCGACAUAGAGCCAAGGGCCCCUAAGCGUUUCUUCUCCAUUUCAAAUUCAUCUAUGGACCAUCACAGUGAGGAAUGGACCACCAUCAAGAAAAUGUUUGAAGAAAUGGAAGAACGCGUUGAAACAGCAGUGAAGCUAGGAAGAAUCACUGAAGACAUUCGAUCUCAGCACAAAGGCUUUCUUGAGUGGGAUAAAAAACCAUUCACCUCUCGUGAUCACCCCCCCAUUGUACAGAUAUUAAUUGGAGGGGGAGACUUGAAAGAAUUGGACAGGGAUGGAGUUCCUUUGCCUACACUCGUGUAUUUGGCACGUGAGAAGACACCAGAGCGACCCCACAACUUCAAGGCUGGAGCCAUGAAUGCACUUAUUAGGGUUUCAUCAGUGAUCAGCAAUGCUCCAAUUAUUCUCAAUGUGGACUGUGAUAUGCAGUCAAACAAUUCAAAAUCAGUGAGGGAUGCUCUUUGCUUCCUAAUGGAUGAGGAAACAGGACACCACAUCGCUUUUGUGCAGUUCCCUCAAUCUUUCAGUAAUCUCACCAGAAAUGAGCUUUAUGAUGGCUUUAUGAGAGUAAUUUCAGCGGUGAAUAUGCCAGGCCUGGAUAGCCAAGGGGGGGCCCCUUACAUUGGGAGUGGAUGUUUUCACAGGAGAAGUAUUCUUGGUGGGAGGAAAUUUAGUGAGGGUAGUAGAGAAUAUUUGAGUGGUAAGAAUUGGGGUAAGAAUGAGGAAGAAGCUUGGACAUUGGAAGAGAGAAGCAAAGAUGUUGCCACUUGCACCUAUGAGUUGGGUACCGAGUGGGGAAUGGAGAUGGGAUUAAAGUAUGGAUGUCCAGUUGAAGAUAUCAUCACAGGUUUAUCCAUACAUUGUAGAGGAUGGAGAUCCGUAUACUGCAACCCAAGUAGAGAAGCGUUCAUGGGAGUUACUUCCACCACCCUAGCAGAUGCGCUUGUGCAACAAAAGAGGUGGUCCGAGGGUGAUCUUCAGGUCAUCCUCAGUCAGUAUUGUCCCUUCAUAUAUGGAUUUGGAAAAAUCAAAAUGGGCCAAAUGAUAGGUUAUAGCACCUUCUGCCUUUGGGCAGCAAAUUCAUUACCAACCUGGUGUUAUGCUAUUGUUCCCUCUCUUUGCCUCUUUAAUGGCAUCCCAUUGUACCCAAAGGUCACCAGCCCAUGGUGUAUGCCCUAUGCUUUUGUGGCAUUUAGUGCAUAUGGGUACAGCCUUUAUGAAAUGCUGUGGUCCAAAGGAACAGUCAAGUGCUGGAUCAACGAUGAGAGGAUGUGGAUGAUAAAAAGGGUGAGCUCCUUCCUCUUUGGGUUCAUGGACAACAUUUUUAGGCUUGUUGGUUUGGGAAAGAGUGGUUUUGAAAUCUCGAACAAGGCCUCUGAUGAGGAUGCAAUGAGGAGAUAUGAACAAGAGAUCAUGGAAUUUGGUGUUGCAUCUCCAAUGUUUGUCAUAGUGGCCACAUUGCCUCUCUUUAACCUAAUUGCAUUUGCAUUAGGCCUAAAGAGAGUUAUAACACAAGGAUCAUCAGCACUUGAUUCUUUGAUGGCUCAAUUGAUCCUUUCUGGGUUCAUUGUGAGCAUAUGUUUUCCGAUACUGGAGGCUCUGUUUAUCCGCAGAGACAAGGGACGCUUCCCGGCCUCAGUUUCCUGUAUAUCAAUUGUUUCGGCAAUGCUGAUCACAUGUAUUCCUAUAUUUUAGACAGAGAAUUGAGACAUGGUUUUCUGAGUGAAAGAGAUUCUGAAAUUGCGAGUCAGAGAGAUUGUGAAUUGUAGGUCGAUGAAUCAUGGCUCAAUAUGCUAGCAUUCUUAAUCUUGUGUAUGUUGUAAGCUUGUUGCUUUGUUUUAUGGCUAGCGUUAUGCUUGGUAUGAAUGCAAAAUGUAGACCGUGAAAGACA
Molecule: messenger RNA, 2498 nt
Organism: Amborella trichopoda
Lineage: Eukaryota; Viridiplantae; Streptophyta; Magnoliopsida; Amborellales; Amborellaceae
Product: cellulose synthase-like protein E6
Biological process (GO): cellulose biosynthetic process
Cellular component (GO): membrane
Molecular function (GO): cellulose synthase (UDP-forming) activity
Source: RefSeq, a predicted model, not a curated record